Molecule: messenger RNA, 3228 nt
Organism: Talpa occidentalis (Iberian mole)
Lineage: Eukaryota; Metazoa; Chordata; Mammalia; Eulipotyphla; Talpidae
Product: mRNA cap guanine-N7 methyltransferase-like
Exons: 7
Coding region: 67-774 (235 amino acids)
Biological process (GO): 7-methylguanosine mRNA capping
Cellular component (GO): nucleus
Molecular function (GO): mRNA 5'-cap (guanine-N7-)-methyltransferase activity
Source: RefSeq, a predicted model, not a curated record
CCUGUCUUCCCCCUUCUAGAUAUCGCUGAUGUUUCUGUCAGACAGUGUCAACAGAGAUAUGAGGACAUGAAAACUCGUUCUCGCGGUAAUGAAUAUAUUUUCAAUGCAGAAUUUAUAACUGCCGAUUGUUCAAAGGAACUUUUGAUUGACAGAUAUCGAGACCCAGAAAUGUGCUUUGACAUCUGCAGUUGCCAGUUUGUCUGUCACUACUCAUUUGAGACCUAUGAGCAGGCUGACAUGAUGCUCAGAAAUGCUUGUGAGAGACUCAGUCCUGGAGGCUAUUAUAUCGGUACCACUCCCAAUAGCUUUGAACUGAUAAGACGCCUUGAAGCUUCAGAAACGGAAUCAUUUGGAAAUGAAAUAUAUACUGUGACAUUUCAGAAGAAAGGAGAUUAUCCAUUAUUUGGCUGCAAAUAUGACUUCCACUUGGAAGGUGUUGUGGAUGUCCCUGAAUUCUUGGUCUAUUUUCCUUUGCUAAAUGAAAUGGCAAAGAAGUACAAAAUGAAACUAGUCUACAAAAAAUCGUUUCUGGAAUUCUAUGAAGAGAAGAUUAAGAACAGCGAAAAUAAAAUGCUGUUAAAACGAAUGCAAGCCCUGGAGCCAUAUCCUACACAUGAGAAUUCCAGACUUGCCUCUGAGAAGGUGGAUGACUAUGAACAUGUGGCAAAGUACAUGAAGAACACUCAAGUAAAGUUACCCUUGGGAACCUUAAGUAAAUCAGAAUGGGAAGCUACCAGUAUUUACGUGGUGUUUGCAUUUGAGAAGCAGCCGUAAGCACGUGUGCAGUAGCAUCAGAACAGCUGUUGCAUCCUUACGCAGUUGUGGAUGAUCCAUCUGAGAUAGACUGGACAACUUUCCGUUUGCUGCUUUUCAUUUCUAAAUGUGCAGAAUGCUGCCUGGAAACUCCAGCGGAUAAAUUUGACCCUGCCGUCUGUGACAGAUGAACAUUUGUGUGUGUGUGUGUGUGUGUGUGUGUGCGCGCGUGUGUAUGAGUGGGGACCUUUACAAAUCUUACUUGUACGUAAUGUCCUCAGGAGUCCAUUUGCCUGUACUGUCUUAGCUCAUCAAAAUUGUAAUAGUACAUGUAAGAGCUGCUGACAUCGUUCCACGGUGCUCUGAUUUCCUCACUGUUUCUUUACGGUAUUAAAGUUAUUGCAGUGGUGGAAUUGAUGAGGGAACACACUGGUUUGGGUGUGGGUGGGGUGCGGUGUGACCAUUUCUGUAUUUUUGUUAUUAUAUAUAAUGUUUUUCGAGAUCAAGUGGAUAGCAUUCUGUGCAGGCUAAUGUACGUCUUCAAUAUGUGUUGCUGAGUUGUGGUUAAAACAAUUUUGGGCUGUCAUAAAAGUCACUUACCUUGGAAUUUCAGCCAGUUGUGACUAGUCAUUAUAAAUAGCAACUGCCUUAUUUGCUGGUAUGAUGCAAUUCUGGAACUAAAUAGAACUUUUUAGAUCACAGCAUAUAAUCUUGUGGGUUGGGGGGUGGGGGGGGCGCGAGAAGGGCUUCUCUCAUACGAUAUCCCAAAAGAUUUAUAUUUCCAAGUGUGAAGACUGAUUUGUGUUACUUAUCUUCAUUGAACAAAACUGCUGUACUUCUCCUCGAUGUUAGAUCCAGGUUCCUGAUGCUACGUCCUUCUAGAUCCGUUGCCCCAUGCAGCCCAGAAAGAAGCCCUGCCUGUCCCUCUGUUUCAAGGGGGUCCUUUUCACAGUAGGAGCGGGCAUCUCAUCCCCAUUCAGAAUUUGUAAUUGUCGUAUCAGAACUGUUGGAGUACUUCAGCCCUGGCUCCUUGCUUGAUGGCAUUUCCACAGCUGCCCCCCGGGGAAACUGUUGUCCUUACUUGCAUCUCUGUAUGGAAAGGACACCUGCCCUAUGAUAGGUGUGAAAUACUUACAGGCGAUUAUUGCAUUAUGUUUUUUAGAAGUCACUUAAUUAUGUAAUGCAUGGCUUAAAAAGACAUUACCUUCUAUGAUUAUCUAUCGUGCUGGUUAAAAAAGCAGUUUAGUCUCCAUUUAUUUGUAUAGGUUGAUCGUUCAGUGUUAGAGUAGCAGAUCUUUUAUCAAGGGAACUCAGUUUACCUAAUUUCCGUUGCUUUUACAAUCUCCAUCUCCAAACUGUUUCCAGUUUGCAAAACUUGAGUGCUUUGCCUUAGUGGUGCUUUGACCUAAAGUCACUUGGGGGAGUUUAACAGUAGUACAUCUGACUAAGGUGGCUGCCAUUAUCUUGCUAAGGGUUGAGCAGCCGUGCUGGGGGAGGUGGGAGUGGAGAGCCCUUAGGAUUACAUGAUGGAAGUGCAUUUCACUUCUGGGGGAACUACCAAAAAAUAUCUGCGUAGGGCAGAGUGUGGAAAGCUUCCGAUGGCGUCUUAAUCCUAAAUAAGUGAUCAAACUGUUUUUAGCUUCCUUUGCCCUGUCCACUCCGUGGAUGAUGGGAGUGAUGUGGAGGGAUGAAUCCCCCCAAGGGAUGGUGUGAGCAAGCUUGCUGGUGAUAGCAAGCAGAGAGAAAAGAAAGGUGGAGUCCCCAGGGCUUUCAGUGUGUAGACAGGAACACACGUUCUGUGUGGGGAGGGAGAUAGGUGAGGUGGCGAGGUGCUUCUGCCACUUGCCUUUUGCCUUGCGCUUUGCUGGCCUUGCCUUUGUUGUUCUUCCCUCCGCUCCCAGAUGUCUCCUGUCUCCAGCGGCAAUGAAGUGUCCAGGUAGUGACUAGGGAAGAACUGUUUGGCAACGGCAGCCUCUGCCCCCAUCUCCCAUCAGCAAGGGAGGACUUGUUGGUAGGACAUCCCCUAUGUCCAGUCCCCUGCCCCUCCCCCAACACUCCCGGCAGUCUAAGCAUUGGAGGGAUUUUCCAGGCGAGACUGGUAGCUGCUAAGAGAGGGACGUGACUGUUCACUCCUGGGGCAGUGAUGUAAGCAGAUCCUGGCAGUGAACGCAGGACGCUCCCAGACCUGCCCUUCAAUUUGUCCUCUACGAGUGUCAGGUAGAACUGAAGAUCAGAUCAGCCGUUUGUGGAAAAGACAGCCUGAGAUCAGUGUGAUUGAUCUGGGAACAUGGCUGGAUUGUGGCAGAACUGAGAAUUCCCCAUUGAAUUCGGGCCUACUGUUAUGCCGAAAGGAAAGGUGCCCGUAGCCUGUGCGUUCGUGGAAAGAAACUGGCCAUUUCCACACCUCACCCUCACCUGCAGACCAGCCAGGGUGUGACUGCUCCUCCACCUGCCUCUACUUGUAGCCUGACUCCC